This is a messenger RNA of Linum trigynum, 207 nucleotides long. Lineage: Eukaryota; Viridiplantae; Streptophyta; Magnoliopsida; Malpighiales; Linaceae. The record is from the annotation of a GenBank genome assembly.
AUGACUGAUCGAUCAUGCCCGAUCCCCGGCGGCGGCCGCACGCAGGCCUUCUAUGAGGCAGAACUUCACGAUGUGAUUGGUGGAUUUCAACGGUCGUGGCUUCUGAGUGGUGGAGGCGAAUCGGUGGCAGAAUUCGGAUGGGUGGACGCCCUGCCGGAACGUGACCGAGGAUGGAGAUUCAAUCAAAUGGAACAGAAGGCAUAUUGA